This is a messenger RNA of Arabidopsis lyrata subsp. lyrata, 1118 nucleotides long. Its product is annotated as allene oxide cyclase 4, chloroplastic. NCBI's taxonomy places the organism in Eukaryota, Viridiplantae, Streptophyta, Magnoliopsida, Brassicales, Brassicaceae. The transcript is spliced from 2 exons. The coding region runs from base 184 to 948 and encodes 254 amino acids. Gene Ontology annotation, biological process: jasmonic acid biosynthetic process. Gene Ontology annotation, molecular function: allene-oxide cyclase activity. The record is from RefSeq and is a predicted model, not a curated record.
CCUCCUCAAUUCAUCAUCAUUGAUCAUCAGUCAUCACGAUCAAAAAUGCAUAGUACAUAAAGUAUCCAUUAAAACGAAGAUCUAGUCUCUCUCACAACACAAAACUUCAACUAAUAUCGCAAAUAUCAGUUUCUCUUUGUAUAAGUGUUUAUUACAUUAAAGUAAACCAACUCAGGCAAGUCUAUGAUCAUGGCUUCUUCUGCUGCUGCAUCGAUCUCUUUGAUAACUCUAAGGAACCUCUCUCGCAAUCAUCAAUCUCACCUAAGCUCUCUUCUUGGUUUCUCUAGAUCCUUCCAUAACCAAAGGAUCUCAUCUAACGGUCCAGGUUUCUCCAAACGAGCAAGAUCCACCACUUCCUCCACUAAAGUUUUCUUCAGAACCAUUUGCAGCAGCAGCAGCAGCGACAACUCCAGACCAACUAAGAUCCAAGAGCUUAACGUGUACGAGUUCAACGAAGGUGAUCGAAACAGUCCAGCGGUUCUAAAACUCGGAAAAAAACCAGAUCAGCUUUGUCUCGGCGAUCUUGUCCCCUUCACAAACAAACUCUACACCGGAGAUCUCACAAAACGCAUAGGAAUCACCGCAGGUCUCUGCGUUUUGAUCCAACAUGUUCCAAAGAUGAAUGGUGAUCGCUUUGAAGCUUCUUACAGUUUCUACUUCGGAGAUUACGGUCACAUAUCAGUACAAGGACCUUAUCUCACUUAUGAGGACACGUUUCUUGCUAUCACCGGUGGCUCCGGCGUCUUUGAAGGAGCGUACGGACAAGUCAAGCUUCGUCAGCUUGUGUAUCCGACGAAGUUGUUUUACACUUUUUACUUGAAAGGUGUUGUUGCUGAUUUGCCGGUGGAGCUUACCGGGAAACAUGUGGAGCCGUCGAAGGAUGUGAAACCGGCGGCGGAAGCUCAGGCGACUCAGCCCGGCGCUACGAUCGCUAACUUUACUAAUUGAAAUCGAAUCAUUGUGUGUCUGUGUGUUUCUUUGUCAUGGAUCUUUAUUGGGCUGUUUCAUUGUGUUAACAUUUUAAUAAUGGGCCUUUGUAUUGGGCUUUUUAAUGUGUACUAUAGAGCCGACUCGUAAUGCGUAUAAUGUCUCUACAAAGCUGGAUUUAAGCGCGUGAA